AUGCCCCGUCCGGGCCGCAACACGUACAGCGACCAGAAGCCGCCCUACUCGUACAUCUCGCUGACGGCCAUGGCGAUCCAGAGCUCGGCCGAGAAGAUGCUGCCGCUGAGCGAGAUCUACAAGUUCAUCAUGGAGCGCUUCCCCUACUACCGGGAGAACACGCAGCGCUGGCAGAACUCGCUGCGCCACAACCUCUCCUUCAACGACUGCUUCAUCAAGAUCCCGCGCCGGCCCGACCAGCCGGGCAAGGGCAGCUUCUGGGCGCUGCACCCCAGCUGCGGGGACAUGUUCGAGAACGGCAGCUUCCUGCGGCGCCGCAAGCGCUUCAAGGUGCUGAAGGCCGACCCGCUGGCGCCCUCCAAGCCGCCCCCCGAGGCCGCCCACUACCUGCAGGCCCAGGCCAAGCUGCGCCUCGGCGCCCUGGCCGCCGCCGCCGCCGCCUCCUCCGCGCCGCUGGGCCCCUACGGGCUGCCCGUCCCGCCGCCCUCCGGCUUCAAGCACCCGUUCGCCAUCGAGAACAUCAUCGCCCGCGAGUACAAGAUGCCCGGCCCCGGCGGCGGCGGCGGCGGCGGGGGGGGGGCGGCGCUGCCCUUCUCUGCCAUGCCACCCGGCCCGGCCGCCUACCCGCUGCCCAGCCAGCUGCCCCCCGCCUGGCCCCACGUCUACAGCUCCGCCGGCGUCCUGGACCCGGCCGCCCCUAUCGCCAUGGCCGGCGGGGACUACGCGGCCGCCGCCGCCGCUGCCGCCGCCGCUUACGGGAUGCCGCUGAAGCCGCUGUGCCACGGCGGGCAGACGCUGCCGGCCAUCCCGGUGCCCAUCAAGGCCACGCCGGCCGCCGCCGCCGCCGUGCCGGCCCUGCCCGCGCUGCUGUCCAACUCGCCGCCCUCGCUCAGCCCGCCCUCCACGCAGACGGCGCCAAGCCAGGGCAGCCCCGCCACCCCCAGCGAGACGCUCACCGGGCCGCCCUCCGUCCUGCACGCCGUGGUGGCGGUCCACUGA
Molecule: messenger RNA, 999 nt
Organism: Candoia aspera
Lineage: Eukaryota; Metazoa; Chordata; Lepidosauria; Squamata; Candoiidae
Gene: FOXB1
Product: forkhead box B1
Exons: 1
Coding region: 1-999 (332 amino acids)
Biological process (GO): anatomical structure morphogenesis; regulation of transcription by RNA polymerase II; cell differentiation
Molecular function (GO): RNA polymerase II cis-regulatory region sequence-specific DNA binding; DNA-binding transcription factor activity, RNA polymerase II-specific
Source: RefSeq, a predicted model, not a curated record